This is a messenger RNA of Cyprinus carpio (common carp), 1475 nucleotides long. RefSeq names its product required for excision 1-B domain containing (gene rex1bd). The record is from RefSeq and is a predicted model, not a curated record. Lineage: Eukaryota; Metazoa; Chordata; Actinopteri; Cypriniformes; Cyprinidae.
ACGUCACAUGACGUUCUAUUACGCGGACCCAAACAGGAAGUGAGUGCAACAGUGUGCCGCGUGACUAAACGAAAUAUACACAUGCUGCUGGUCUGAAUAUAUAUCUGCCAAGCUACGAAAACACCGAAAGCACAGUUAAAGCAACAUGGCACCUACAGAUUUCAAAAAUUUGGUCAGAAGAUUUUAUGUACUUCAAGCUGAGCGUGUGGAGGCAUACAAGCUAUUUGAGGAGGGUCAUGAGGCGUACUUAAGGACGGGGCCCCACUAUGACUUCGAGCACUACAAACAGCUGGUACAUGAGAUAACGAAAGCAUUCUGUGGCAUUUCCAAAGAGGUUCUGGAGAUUAAAGAGCAACUGCACCAAGACUUCGACCGGCCCGACCUCUCCGAACACAUUGACAAACUGCAGAUUAAAGAGAAGGAGAAACUAGAGCUGACAGCUAAGCUACAGUUGGGCAAGCAGAAUGCCCAGGAUCACCCAGAAGAUGAGGAUUUCCAAGAGAAAGUCCGUGAGAUCAAACAGGAUAUCAUAAAGAAUACAGCCGCUUUGAGUGAGAUUCUGCAAGACUUCAAGUAUGACUCAGAGGAGCCGGAGUGAGAUUCAGUCAGUCUCAGGAGACAGAGAUGGAUUCAGGUCCUCUGUGAACUUUCCUUUCUAAUGAAGAGUCAUCUGAGGUAUCGAUCGCUGUCUCAGGCGUUUUAUAGACAGAGUGCAUUGCUGCUGCUAAUGCAGGUUUUGCAAUUUUUAUUAAACAUAGUUUGGCAUCUUUUAUUUCAUUAUUUUUUAUAAAUUCAGAAUAGCUUAUGACGUUUUGUUUGCUAAAACAACACAGUGUUCAUUUAAAACACAUAUCUGUUCAUUCUGAAUGUAAAUAAGGUUCAUUAUUAUGUGCAUAAUAAUAAUAUUCAGCCAAAGCUAAUGUGUUACAAAAUAUAUGAACAUUCCUUAAAUAUUUUGAAGACAUUUAUACAGACAAAACUAUUUAUACAUAAUGAUACAGUAUUUACAUGAUGUUUUUGUACACAGAGGACAAACAAUUUGCAAAUUGCAUUUCAAAUACCAAUUUAAAGUUGUGUGUUUAACAAUUAAAGGGACAGUACACUGAAAUUAAAAGUUUGUCAUUAUUCACUCACCCUAAACUCAUUUCAUUCCAAAUCUGUAUGAACUCAAAUUUCAAUGUGUUUGUAACACAAAACUAUUAUAUGACUUCAGAAGACUUAAGCACAAGUCAGAUUUACGAUGCUUUUAUUGUGCAUUUGCUCAUUUUAGAGCUCGGCAGACCCAGUUCCCAUUCACUUUAUUAGUGAACUAUCCCUUUAAGAGACAAAUAUUUAAAUGAUCAUAUUGUGUUCCUUCCAAAUUCUCUCUUUUAGGAAAUACAUUGAAUGUUUUGUGUUGUUUUGGUUUGGAUGAAAGGUCAAUAAGAAUGAGAGAAUCCCCCAUUAGCUCCUUUUUUACAACUUUUUAUACUCUC